UCCCGGCAUGCCCCGCGCGCUGCCUCAGCCUGACUAGAAUCGGAGACGCCGCCGCCGCCACCGCCGCUGCGAGGAGGAGAAGAAGAAGGAGGAGCAGCAGCAGCAGCCGUCGUCUUUCCGCCGCGCCUGAGGGGAAAAAAAAAAUCCCGCCCUCUCGUCUUCCGCCCUUCGGGGGGUCCCCCUCCGUGUGUGUGUGUGUGUGUGUGUGUCGGCCGCCCCGCCCUCUCCCCGCGCCGCUUCCCCCCCCCCCCCCCGCCCCCCCCCCGGCCGGCCAUGCCGUCUCGGGCAAGGUAAUGAGCCGCAGAGCCCCGGGGUCUCGGCUGAGCGGCGCUUCGUCCUCCGGCGGCGGCGGCACCAGCAGCAGCAGCAGGCAACACUAUCACCCGCGGAGCUGGAAUGACUGGCAACCCAGAAGUGACAAUCAAUCAGCUGACCAAGAGAAUUUAAAAUACUCUUCAUCCAGAGACCGGAGUAGUUCUUCCUCCUAUGGAUUACAACCUUCAAAUUCAACGGUGGUGUCUCGACAUAGGCAUGAUGAUAUCAGAGUCUCCACUGACCUCCAGAAUGAAGAAAAAGGUGGCUACAGUGUCAAUGGAGGAUCUGGGGAAAAUACUUAUGGUCGGAAGUCGUUGGGGCAAGAGCUGAGAGUUAACAAUGUGACCAAUUCUGAUUUUACCAGUGUUCAGCAUGGGAAUCGUGCUUUAGUCACAAAAGACAUGAGGAAAACACAGGAGCGAUCAUUGUCUUACUCUGAUGAGUCUCGACUGUCAAAUCUUCUUCGGAGGAUUACUCGGGAAGAUGACAGAGAUCGAAGACUGACUACUCUAAAGCAACUGAAAGAGUUUAUUCAGCAACCAGAGAACAAACUGGUACUUGUUAAACAACUGGAUAAUAUCUUGACCGCUAUACACGAUGUGCUUAAUGAAAGUAGCAAAUUGCUUCAAGAAUUGAGACAGGAAGGGGCUUGCUGUCUUGGCCUUCUUUGCGCUUCUUUGAGCUAUGAAGCUGAGAAGAUCUUUAAAUGGAUUUUUAGCAAAUUUAGUUCCUCCACUAAAGAUGAAGUUAAACUGCUUUAUUUGUGUGCAAGUUACAAGGCGUUGGAGACUGUGGGAGAGAAGAAAGCCUUUUCAUCCGUAAUGCAACUCGUCAUGACUAGCCUGCAGUCUAUCCUAGAGAAUGUGGAUACCCCCGAAUUGCUGUGUAAAUGUGUCAAGUGCAUCCUUCUUGUGUCUCGUUGUUAUCCUCACAUUUUCAGCACGAAUUUUAGGGACACAGUUGACAUAUUAGUUGGGUGGCAUAUUGAUCACACUCAAAAACCUUCUCUGACCCAGCAAGUCUCAGGAUGGUUACAGAGUUUGGAACCAUUUUGGGUAGCUGACCUGGCCUUUUCUACCACACUCCUGGGUCAGUUUCUAGAGGAUAUGGAAGCUUAUGCUGAGGACCUCGGCCAUGUCGCUUCCGGAGAGUCUGUUGAUGAAGAUAUUCCUCCUCCGUCCGUUUCACUGCCCAAACUGGCAGCUCUGCUUCGCGUAUUCAGUACCGUGGUGAGGAGUAUUGGGGAGCGGUUCAGUCCCAUCCGAGGGCCGCCGAUCACCGAAGGAUAUGUAACCGAUGUGUUGUACAGAGUAAUGAGAUGUGUGACAGCCGCCAACCAGGUCUUUUUUUCUGAGGCGGUAUUGACUGCUGCCAAUGAGUGUGUCGGUGUCCUGCUUGGCAGUCUGGAUCCCAGCAUGAAUAUACAUUGCGAUAUGAUCAUCACUUAUGGAUUAGAUCAACUUGAAAAUUGUCAGAUUUGUGGUACUGAUUAUAUCAUCUCGGUGUUGAACUUAUUGAUGCUGAUUGUUGAACAAAUAAAUACAAAACUUCCAUCAUCAUUUAUAGAGAAAUUGUUUAUACCAGAAUCUAAGCUUCUUACGCUCCGCUACCAUAAGGAAAAAGAGGUGGUUGCUGCUGCACACGCUGUAUAUCAAGCCGUGCUAAGCUUAAAGAACAUUCCCGUUUUGGAAACAGCCUACAAGUUGAUUCUGGGCGAAAUGGCAUGCGCCUUGAACAGCCUCCUUUGCAGCCUGCAGCUUCCCCAAGCUUGUUCGGAAAUUCUCCACGAUGCUUUCAAGAACCACAUUUUUGAUGUGGCCAAUGCAAAGUUUGUGGUCAUAUUUGAUCUCAGUGCGCUGACUACAAUUGGAAAUGCCAAAAAUUCGUUGAUUGGGAUGUGGGCUCUGUCCCCAACGGUCUUCGCUUUGCUGAGCAAGAAUUUGAUGGUUGCCCACGGUGACAUAGCCGUUCACUUUCCAGCUGUCCAGUAUGCAGUGCUGUACACCCUGUAUUCACACUGCACCAGGCAUGACCACUUCAUAUCUAGCAGUCUCAGCUCCUCGUCACCUUCUUUAUUUGAUGGGGCUGUCAUAAGCACUGUGACCACAGCUACAAAGAAACAUUUCUCUAUCAUUGUAAACCUUCUGGGACUUUUACUUAAAAAGGAUAACCUGACCCAUGAUACCAGGAAAUUGCUCAUGACUUGGGCUUUGGAAGUAGCUGUUCUGAUGAAGAAAUCGGAGACCUAUGCGCCCUUGUUCUCUCUCCCCUCCUUCCAUAAGUUUUGCAAAGGACUUCUGGCAAACACUCUCUUGGAAGAUGUUAACAUUUGUCUCCAAGCAUGCAACAGCCUUCAUGCUUUGUCAUCCUCUCUCCCAGAAGACUUACUCCAGAGGUGUGUCGACGUAUGCCGCGUUCAACUGGUCCACAGUGUUGCUCGGAUAAGGCAAGCAUUUGGAAAGCUCUUAAAGUCUAUUCCUUUGGAUGUCAUACUAAGCAAUCACCACCAUGCAGAAAUCCAAGAAAUCUCCCUAGCCAUUCGAGGACACAUGAGCAAAACUCCAAGCAACACAUUUCACCCACAAGACUUUUCUGAUAUCAUCAGUUUCAUCCUGUAUGGAAGUUCUCACCGAACAGGGAAAGAGAGCUGGCUAGAAAGGUUAUUUUAUAGCUGCCAAAGAUUGGACAAACACGAUCAGUCCAGUAUCCCACGCAAUUUAUUGAAAACAGAGGCUGUCCUUUGGCAGUGGGCUAUUUGGGAAGCAGCCCAAUUUACGGUCCUUUCAAAGUUAAGAACACCCCUAGGCAGAGCUCAGGACACGUUCCAGACUAUUGAAGGUAUCAUUAGAAGCCUUGCGGCUCACACCUUGAAUCCGGAUCAAGACGUCAGCCAGUGGACUACAGCUGACAAUGACGAAGGUCACAGCAGCAACCAACUGCGGCUGGUUCUGCUCCUUCAGUACUUGGAGAACUUGGAGAAACUGAUGUAUAACGCUUAUGAAGGGUGCGCCAAUGCUCUUACGUCGCCACCAAAGGUAAUCAGGACCUUCUUCUACACAAACCGCCAGACUUGCCAAGAUUGGUUAACUCGUAUUCGACUUUCCAUCAUGCGCGUUGGGUUAUUGGCUGGGCAGCCCGCCGUCACUGUCCGUCAUGGCUUUGAUUUGCUGACAGAAAUGAAGACUAAUAAUAUAUCUCAGGGAAAUGAAUUAGAAGUAACUAUCAUGAUGGUCGUUGAAGCCCUCUGUGAACUUCAUUGCCCCGAAGCCAUUCAAGGUAUAGCUGUCUGGUCUUCGGCUAUAGUUGGCAAAAACCUCACCUGGAUUAAUUCUGUAGCUCAGCAGGCUGAAGGACGGUUUGAAAAGGCAGCCAUUGAGUACCAGGAGCAUCUCUCUGCCAUGACGGGGGUCGAUUGCUGUGUCGCCGGUUUCGAUAAAGCUGUCCUCAAGUUGGCUAAUUUGAACAGUGGCAAUAAUGCCAGCCCGAAACACUCCCUAAAUGGAGAUUCGCGGAAGAUGGUGCUGACUAAGCCGGGGGAUUCCUCCCCUGAAGUCAUCAACUACCUGGGGAACAAAGCUUGCGAGUGUUACAUCUCCAUCGCUGACUGGUCUUCGGUGCAGGAAUGGCAGAAUGCGGUGCAUGACUUGAAAAAAAACAGCAGCAGUGGCUCAGUAAAUUUAAAAGCAGACUUCAACUACAUCAAGUCCCUGAGCAGCUUUGGAGGUGGAGAACUUGCCGAAUGUACAGAACAACUAGAGCUGCUUCCUGGGGAGGACAUCAACCUGCUUAUUGGAGGGGCCAAAGAAAAAAUAGAUAUGAAGAAGCUCCUUCCAAACGUGUUGUCUCCCGAUCCCAGAGAACUUCAAAAAGCCAUCGAGGUUCAGUUGUUGAGAAGCUCCGUCUGUUUGGCAACAGCCGUAGGCUACCUCGACCAGGACCAGAAAUGGCAGCCCAUGACAGAGAACUUGACCAAGUAUUUGAAGCAGACGUCCCGCAUUGCUCUUGCGCCUUUACGGCUGUCCACCUUGACCAUUUCUCAGUCUUUGCCGGUCCUCAGCACUCUGCAGCUAUACUGUUCGUCCGCUUUGGAAAACACGGUCUCGAGCCGGCUGUCCUCCGAGGAUUGCCUCAUUCCCUUGUUCAGCGAAGCCUUGCGUUCAUGUAAGCAACAUGAUGUAAGGCCGUGGAUGCACGCUUUAAGAUACACCAUGUUCCAAAAUCAGUUACUGGAGAAGCUGAAAGAGCAGAGUAUUCCAGUUAAAAGCCAUUUAAUGGAACUGGGGCUGACUGCUGCAAAAUUUGCUAGGAAACGUGGGAACGUGGCCCUGGCGACGCGACUGCUUGCCCAGUGUAGUGAAAUUCAGCUAGGGAAAACCACCACAGCCCAGGAUUUAGUCCACCACUUUAAGAAGCAGCCGGCACCGAUUCAGAUGGAUGAAAAAUGGGGCCCUGAGCUUGAAAUAGAAAAGACCAAACUCUUAUACACAGCUGGCCAGUCCACCCACGCCAUGGAAAUGCUGAGCUCCUGCGCCAUAUGCUUCUGCAAAUCUGCCAAAGCCGAAAGUGCUGUGGCCAAGUCCAUUCUGACCUUAGCCAAGUGGAUCCAAGCCGAGUGGAAGGAAAUUUCAGGACAGUUGAAACAAGUGUACCGGGCGCGACAGCAACAAAAUCUUGCGGGCCUUUCCAUGCUAUCCAGAAACAUCUACACCUUGAUUGAUCUGCCAUCUGUUAACUCCAUGGACGAAGAGUAUCCGAGGAUUGAAAGUGAAUCCACAGUCAACAUCGGUGUUGGAGAACCUGAUUUCAUUUUGGGGCAGCUGUAUCGUCUCUCUUCAGCCCAGGCUCCCGAAGUAGCGAAAUCAUGGGCCGCUCUAGCUAGCUGGGCUUACAGAUGGGGCCGAAAGGUGGUUGACAAUGCCAGCCAAGGAGGUGUGCGCUUGCUGCCAAGAGAAAAAUCUGAGGUUCAAAGCCUACUUCCGGAAAAUAUUACAGAAGACGACAGAGAGAAAAUCUACAACAUUCUUGGACAGGCAGUCUGCCGGCCUGCUGGAAUUCAGGAUGAGGAUAUAACCCUUCAGAUUGCGGAGAAUGAAGACAACGAGGAAGACGAUAUGGUGGACGUGAUCUGGCGCCAGUUGUUGACAAGUUGCCCCUGGCUCUUGGACCUGGAAGAGAACUCCACCGAGGGACUCAUCAAAGUGUGGAGGAAAGUUGUAGACAGGAUCUUCAGCCUUUAUAAGCUUUCCUGCAGUGCCUAUUUUACUUUCCUGAAACUUAAUGCUGGCCAGGUUCCUCUGGAUGAAGACGAUCCCAGAUUGCACCUCAGGAAUAUUUCGGAACAGAGCACUGAUGAUGUCAUCGUAAUGGCCACCUUGAGGUUGUUAAGGCUGCUUGUGAAACACGCCGGGGAACUGAGGCAGUAUCUCGAGCACGGACUGGAAACAACUCCUACAGCUCCAUGGCGAGGCAUAAUUCCUCAACUCUUCUCACGUCUAAAUCACCCGGAAGUGUAUGUUCGACAGAGCAUUUGCAACCUUCUCUGCCGAGUUGCCCAAGAUUCUCCUCACCUCAUCCUGUACCCUGCAAUUGUUGGCACUAUUUCUCUGAGCAGCGAAUCUCAAGCCUCAGGGAGCAAAUUCCCCUCGGCAAUCCCUACCUUUUUGGGCAACAUUCAAGGAGAAGAACUGCUGGGCAGCGAGUGUGAUGGGGCAAGCCCUCCAGCUUCUCAAGAGAGCCUAAAGGAUGAGGCCAAACUGGGCUUAAAUGAAGACCAGGCAAUGAUGCAAGACUGCUACAGCAAAAUUGUCGAGAAGCUGUCAGCUGCAAACCCAACAAUGGUGUUACAGGUUCAAAUGCUUGUAGCCGAGCUGCGCCGAGUCACCGUUCUCUGGGACGAACUUUGGCUGGGUGUCCUUUUGCAGCAACACAUGUAUGUCCUCAGGCGGAUUCAACAACUGGAAGAUGAAGUGAAGAGAGUCCAGAAUAACAACACCUUACGCAAAGAAGAAAAAAUAGCCAUCAUGCGCGAAAAGCACACAGCCUUAAUGAAACCCAUCGUGUUUGCUCUGGAACACGUGCAGAGCAUCACGGCAGCUCCCACCGAAACGCCCCACGAGAAGUGGUUUCAGGAUAAUUACGGGGAUGCCAUCGAAAAUGCCUUGGAAAAGCUAAAGAACCCUUCAAAUCCCGCAAAGCCGGGAAGCAGCUGGAUCCCUUUCAAAGAGGUGAUGCUCAACCUUCAACAAAGAGCCCAGAAGCGGGCCAGCUACAUUUUGCGCCUAGAGGAGAUCAGCCCCUGGCUGGCUGCCAUGACCAACACAGAGAUAGCUCUCCCCGGAGAAGUGUCUGCCAGAGACACCGUCACCAUACACAGCGUAGGAAGCACCAUCACCAUUCUGCCCACCAAAACCAAACCGAAGAAGCUCCUGUUUCUGGGCUCUGAUGGGAAAAACUACCCGUAUCUUUUCAAAGGCCUUGAAGACUUGCAUCUGGACGAACGCAUCAUGCAGUUCCUGUCCAUCGUCAACACCAUGUUUGCUACGAUCAAUCGCCAAGAGACGCCUCGUUUCCAUGCCAGGCAUUACUCGGUGACUCCCUUGGGAACAAGAUCAGGCCUGAUUCAGUGGGUGGAUGGAGCCACACCUUUGUUUGGGCUCUACAAAAGGUGGCAGCAGCGGGAAGCGGCGUUGCAAGCCCAGAAGGAUUCUUAUCAGGCCCCACAGAACCCAGGAAUCGUACCCAGGCCCAGCGAACUCUAUUACAGUAAAAUUGGACCAGCCUUGAAAGCAGUCGGACUUAGUCUGGACGUCUCCCGUCGAGACUGGCCCCUGAAUGUCAUGAAGUCUGUUUUGGAAGAAUUAAUGGAAGCCACACCACCCAGCCUUCUAGCUAAAGAGCUUUGGUCGUCAUGUGCCACACCUGAUGAAUGGUGGAGAGUGACCCAGUCGUACGCACGGUCGACUGCAGUGAUGUCCAUGGUUGGCUACAUCAUCGGUCUGGGAGACAGGCAUCUGGAUAACGUGCUGAUCGACAUGACGACCGGAGAAGUUGUGCACAUUGAUUACAACGUUUGCUUUGAAAAAGGGAAGAGCCUGCGAGUGCCAGAGAAAGUCCCCUUCCGGAUGACCCAAAACAUUGAAACUGCCUUCGGAGUAACAAAAGUGGAAGGGGUUUUCAGGCUUUCUUGCGAACAGGUCCUGCACAUCAUGCGCCGAGGACGGGAAACUCUGCUGACGUUACUCGAAGCUUUUGUCUAUGACCCGCUCGUCGACUGGACCGCAGGUGGCGAAGCAGGGUUUGCUGGUGCUGUGUAUGGCGGCGGGGGGCAGCAAGCAGAGAACAAGCAGAGCAAAAGAGAAAUGGAGAGGGACAUCACCCGCAGCCUCUUCUCCUCGAGAGUCGCAGAAAUAAAGGUCAACUGGUUUAAGAACAGAGACGAAAUGCUGACUGUCAUUCCUAAACUAGAUAGCAGUUUAGGGGAAUAUUUACAUUUGCAAGAGCAGCUGACAGAUAUUGAAAAAUUACAAGGCAAACUAUUAGAAGAGAGUGAUUAUCUGGAAAGUGCCGAAGGAGUUGAGCAUCCAUCUCACACACUGCAGCACAGAUAUUCUGAGCAUACCCAGCUGCAGUCUCAGCAGAGAGCAGUGCAGGAAGCAGUCCAGGUGAAACUGAACGAAUUUGAGCAGUGGAUCUCGCACUACCAAGCUGCAUUUAGCAAUCUGGAAGCUACUCAACUUGCAAGCCUGCUUCAGGAGAUCAGCACUCAAAUGGAUCUUGGUCCUCCAAGCUACGUGCCUGCCACUGCCUUUCUCCAGAACGCGGGCCAGGCCCACUUGAUCAGCCAGUGUGAACAACUUGAAGGAGAGGUUGGUGCUUUUCUCCAGCAGAGGCGCUCAGUUCUGCGCGGCUGUCUGGAACAGCUGCACAACUACGCCACCGUCGCGCUGCAGUAUCCCAAAACAGUGUUCCAGAAGCACCGUGUCGAGCAGUGGAAGGUCUGGAUGGAAGACCUCAUUGUAAACAUGACCAUCGACCGUUGCCAGGAUCUCUACCGGAAGUAUGAAAUACAGUAUGCCCCUCAACCUCCUCCGGCGGUGUGUCAGUUUAUCAGUACGACGGAAAUGACUUUGCAACGCUACGCGGCAGAUAUCAACAGCCGGCUGAUCCGGCAAGUAGAACGGUUGAAGCAGGAAGCUGUCACGGUUCCAGUGUGCGAAGAGCAGCUAAAGGAAAUUGAGCGUUGCAUUAAAGUCUUCCUCCACGAAAACGGAGAAGAAGGUUCCCUGAGCUUAGCGAGCGUCAUCAUUUCUGCCCUCUGCAGCCUUACCAGGCGUAAUUUAAUGAUGGAAGGGGCCGCAUCCAGUGCCGGAGAACAGCUUGUGGAUCUGACGUCCCGCGACGGAGCCUGGUUCUUGGAGGAACUCUGUAGCAUGAGUGGCAACGUCACUUGUCUUGUCCAGCUACUCAAACAGUGUCACCUGACCCCUCAGGAUUUAGAUAUUCCUAACCCUGUUGAAGCAUCAGAAGCUAUUCACCUCGCUAAUGGAGUUUACAUCUCCCUUCAGGAACUGAAUUCAAACUUCCGUCAGAUCAUCUUUCCCGAGGCUCUUAGGUGCUUAAUGAAAGGGGAAUAUACCUUGGAAAGUAUGCUGAAUGAGCUUGAUACCCUCAUUGAGCAAAUAACCGAUGUUCCUUUGCAAAACCUGGUGGAAUCUCUCCAGUCUUACUUAAGGAACGCAGCCAUGGGUCUGGAGGAAGAAACACAUUCUCACUACAUUGACGUGGCAAGGAUGCUUCAUGCCCAGUACGGCGAACUGAUUCAACCCAGAAAUGGCUCCGUUGAUGAAACCCCGAAAAUGUCAGCAGGCCAGAUGUUACUGGUAGCAUUUGAUGGAAUGUUCGCCCAAGUGGAAACGGCAUUUGGCUUAUUGGUUGAAAAGCUAAACAAGAUGGAAAUUCCUGCCGCCUGGCGCAAGAUUGAUAUCAUCAGGGAAGCCCGCAGCACUCAAGCCAACUUUUUUGAUGAUGAUAACAAUCGGCAAGUCUUAGAAGAGAUUUUCUUUUUGAAAAGGCUGCAGACAAUAAAGGAGUUUUUCAGACUCUGUGGCACUUUUUCUAAGACUCUUUCAGGUAUCAAUUCAAUGGAAGAUCAAACCACCGUGAAUGGACCAGUGCCCAUGGUCAAUGUGAAAACCUUGUAUCGGAAUUCUUGCUUCAGCGAAGACCAGAUGGCCAAGCCAAUCAAAGCUUUCACCGCUGACUUCGUCCGCCAGCUUUUAAUUGGCCUCCCCAAUCAGGCUUUGGGACUCACCCUGUGCAGCUUCAUUAGCGCCCUGGGGGUGGACAUCAUCGCUCAAGUCGAAGCCAAGGACUUCGGAGCCGAAAGCAAAGUCUCGGUGGAUGACCUGUGUAAGAAAGCCGUGGAACACAAUAUCCAGAUCGGCAAAUACUCGCAGCUGGUUAUGAACAGAGCCACCGUCCUGGCUAGUUCGUAUGACACGGCGUGGAAGAAGCAUGACUUGGUUAGGAGGCUGGAGACCAGCAUUUCUUCAUGCAAGACCAGUCUCCAGAGAGUUCAGCUGCACAUUGCCAUGUUCCAGUGGCAGCAUGAGGAUCUUCUCCUCAACCGCCCACAAGCCAUGACAGUCACUCCUCCACCUCGUUCUGCCAUUUUGGCCAGCAUGAAAAAGAAACUCCAUACGCUGGGACAGAUUGAAGCUUCCAUUGCAGCAGUUCAGGAAAAACUGGCUGCCCUUGAAGCAAGCAUAGAGCAACGUUUGAAAUGGGCCGGCGGGGCCAAUCCAGCAUUAGCUCCAGUUCUGCAGGAUUUUGAUGCCACGAUUGCUGAAAGAAGAAAUCUUGUUCUUAAAGAGAGUCAAAGAGCCAACCAGGUCACUUUCCUCUGUAGUAACAUCAUUCAUUUUGAAAGCUUGCGUACCAGAACAGCAGAAGCCUUAAACCUCGAUGCUGCUUUGUUUGAACUUAUCAAGCGUUGCCAACAAAUGUGCUCCUUUGCAUCCCAGUUUAAUAGCACCGUUUCUGAUCUGGAGCUCCGAUUGCUUCACAGAGUGGGUACCAAUCAAGACCAUCCCAUUGGUAGCUCUGAAUGGCUGGUCAUAGCUCACAAGCAGCUGACCCAGGACACAUCGGCUCAGAGGACAGCACAGGCCGAGAAAGAACAGCAUAUAGACACUGUGUGUGAAACCAUUCAAAAUCUGGUUGAUAGUAUUAAAACUGUGCUCACUGGGCACAAUCGACAACUUGGGGAUGUCAAACAUCUGCUGAAAGCCAUGGCUAAGGAUGAAGAAGCUGCUCUGGCUGAUGGUGAAGAUGUUCCUUAUGAGAACAGUGUUAGACAAUUCUUGGGAGAAUAUAAAUUAUGGCAAGACAAUAUUCAGACUGUUUUGUUUACACUAGUUCAGGCUAUGGGUCAGGUGCGCAGUCAGGAACAUAUUGAAAUGCUGCAAGAAAUUACGCCCACUCUGAAAGAGCUGAGAACUCAGAGCCAAAGUGUCUACAAUAAUCUAGUGAGUUUUGCAUCGCCCUUAAUCACGGAUACACCGAAUGAAUGCUCCAGCCCGACGUCUGUUGCUGUGUGCCAGCCAACAUUUGCCGCAGGUAAAAUUGGGAGCAGAUUUGAACUCCCAAUUCCCCUGAUCCCGAGCAUCAGGGCCGCGGUCCGUAGCAAUACGGGGCAGAAAACCCAGCCAGAGAUCAUGUCGCAGAAUACAAGAAAACUAAUUCAGAAAAACCUGGCGCCGUCGGCAGAUACUCCUCCAGGCACGAUUGCAGGAGCUGGGAAGAGUGUUAUCUCUAGCCCUAAAAAGGCCAUCAGAGACCCUAAAACAGGCAAAGCUGUGCAAGAGCGAAAUUCGUAUGCUGUAAGCGUGUGGAAACGUGUCAAAGCCAAGUUGGAAGGCCGGGAUCUGGAUCCCAACAGGAGAAUGUCUGUUGCUGAACAGGUUGACUAUGUGAUUAAGGAAGCCACUAAUCUAGAUAACUUGGCUCAGCUGUAUGAAGGUUGGACAGCCUGGGUAUGAACAGGAAGAGUUCGGGUCAGUUUGGUUCAGCGAGGCGAGCGGCAUCCAUCAGAAUCAACCGGGCCUCAAGGCAUCCAUAGCAGCACCCACAGCUGGUGGUAACGCCUUUCUGGGGCUUACUGUGAGGAGACCUCAGCAAUCUCGGUGCACUGGGAACGUCAGCCCUGCAGAGUAGCUGCACUCAGGGAUAUGCUAAACACAAUGGCCUGGAAACUCCCCCCUCCCUCUCUCUCUCUCCUCUCCCACCCCCUCCAGGGUCAAGAGUGUGGAAGCUCAUCGCCUGAACACGCAGGGCCGUCUUUCUGCUCCAGAAGAACUGCAAAGGUGUCUAGGGUUUUGGGGAGGGACUAAGCCUGCAGAAAAGGGAAUUUGGGAAACGCUUACAGACCGCAGAGUGAUUUGGAACUCAGUUCCACCUGACCCUGUGAACAUUGCAGGAAAAAAACGAUGACGACGACGACAACAAGCGCGCACCCCCCCUCCCCCUCCACCCCGGGAAAAAAAAAAUAAAAAAGGAAGGAGGGCAGGGCGUGAAGAAACUGCAGCAAAGGAAGAUAUUUGAGAGAUUGAGUUCCUUGUCGCUCUUAGUUGCUCAGCAACGGCGCUGGUUGAGUCGACCAGUUGGUGCAAAACGAAUAAAUAAAUAAAUAAAAAAGGAGGAAAAAAAAAACAGCUACAUGAGAUGAACUUCAGAAAUAGACUGAAAUGCAAAAAAAAAAAAAAAGCUGUACAUCAGCCGUAUUGGAAGAACCCUCUUCUCAAAGAGAGCCUUUUGUCUUUUUUUUCUUUUUUACGAGUUCUUUUUUCCUCCCCUCGUUUCUUCUCUUUAACUUAGUCCAGUUAUUUUUUCUUUUUCUUUUUUUCCAGAGAAGUGUUGAUUUCAAAUCCUUGGUAAUUCACUCUUUCAGUCAAAGGGAUCUUACUGUGUGUUUUUUUUUUGUUUUUUUGGGGCGAGCCAAAUUUCCAAAAAAUAAAAAAAAAAUAAAAAAGCACAGGGAAUGCUGAACAUUUAAAAGCCAUUGCCUUCUGAAUGGGCUGAUCCAAUGCCAUUUUUGGGGGGGCGGAGGGGAGAGGUGUUGGUUUUUAAAGCGAGGAGUCUUUUUUUUUUCUCCUGCUUUCCUUUUGGUGAUCCUAUCAUGUACAGUUUCCCCGGAUUCACUGUGCAUUUCAAAUAAUACACUGAACAGGCAUCCGAUGACCAUCUGCUCCUCUUCCUGCUUUGUUUAAUUCAGUCCUCGGCCUGCCUACCGAGCUCAUUCUGUUGUGAUUUGCUGUAGUUUCUUUUGUAACGUAGCUACUCCGAUGUAACUUUUUAACUUUUUGCAACGAGGAAGGGGGGGGGUGGAAAAAACAAAAACAAAACCCGAAAGCAACUACAAUAUCUUAAGUAGCCUUUUAUGUUGUUGAUGACAGAAUAAAAAAAAUAAUCAAUAAAAGUGAAGUUUUAGCGCAGGUAGUUUUAUGCUGAUUCACUUUGAAUUUUUGAUUUACACAUGGACGUAGAGUGUUUUCGGUUCGAUCUGGGGAUUUAAAGGCAGACUUAUAAACUGGACUUUGUGGGCAGGGGGGAGGGAGGGAGGCGGGUUCUUUUGUUCAGAUAAAACCGUAUAAAGAUUUUUGUGUGGCGUUAUUUUUCCAUAUAAGAUUUCUGAGAGGUGGUGUUCUGUAUAAUAGAUUUCAUAGUGGGUUUCCCCCCCCCAACCCGUUUUCCUAAAUCUACCGUGCACUUUUGAAUGGUGGGUGUGAGAGACGUUGCUUAUUUUAAAAAGGCACUUUAAACCAGUCUGUUCCCAUACAUCUUCAGUGUUUUUGCUUGGCUGUGAAAUAAAAAAAAUUUGUUACUCACGAGCUGGUUUUAGUGUUGCCUAAGGAAAAAAAGAAUCAGGUUGCUUCCUGAUUCGCUUAUUGGUGGUGUCUGUGGACUUGACACGGGAAGGGCUCACACCCUUCCUCCCCCUCCCCGGCCCCCCCAACCUCUGUAUGUGAACUUAAUCUAAUUUGAAAGAGCAAAUCAAGAUUCUGCACAUAGUCUCUGUAGUAUUUUGAAGAUUUAAAAAAAAGCUUCAUGGGAGGAGAAAAUAUUCCUGUACAGUAAUGCCCACCUAUUCAUCAAAGGUGAUGCUUAGGCCUCUCUUUUAAAAACAGCCUAUGACAUAAAUAAGGAGUUUUUUUUUUUUUUUAAAGAGAUCAUUACCAGUAUUUUAUAAUGUAGAAAAUCUUUUGGCUUCGUUAGGGCUAUCUGAUAAAGAAUUGACUUGAUGCUGUUAUGGAGAAAAACCUUUCGACCUCCUCAAAAUAUCUGAUUAAAGAUUGACUUGAUGCUGUUAUCUAUUUUUCAUAUAGGUUUUUUGUCUUUAAUUUUUUUUUGGUAACUUGCCCUGAGUUGUCGUGUGUGCAACUGCCAACAUAUUUGCUAAUGCUUGUGAGUAAAUGUAUUUGGGUCCGAUACUCUUAACCCCUUUGCCACGUUUUGCAAAAAUGAAAAGACUGAAUUUCUCUUAAAAAGCCGAGUCGGAAUUCAUCCAGCUGGUGACUGCAAGUGUUGUUAUCCUUCCCAGCAUGGAGCCUCAUUAACCAGCAGUCUGCGUAUGGACAACAGUUGGGAUAAGAGGAUUACAUAUUUUAUUUCUUGGAAGCUGUGAGUGGAACAGGCCACUUACACCCGUAUUUCAUGUAUGCGUAUACUUUUGUUCAAAAAUGAAACUUGUACCGAAUGGGAUCUUUACUGCAUAAUGUAAUAAAAAUUAAAAAAAAAUCUA
Messenger RNA from Ahaetulla prasina, 14113 nucleotides. RefSeq names its product SMG1 nonsense mediated mRNA decay associated PI3K related kinase (gene SMG1). Gene Ontology annotation, molecular function: protein serine/threonine kinase activity; protein binding. The record is from RefSeq and is a predicted model, not a curated record. Bases 294 to 11354 code for a protein of 3686 amino acids. Gene Ontology annotation, biological process: nuclear-transcribed mRNA catabolic process, nonsense-mediated decay; phosphorylation. Gene Ontology annotation, cellular component: nucleus. NCBI's taxonomy places the organism in Eukaryota, Metazoa, Chordata, Lepidosauria, Squamata, Colubridae. The transcript has 62 exons.